AUGGGAAAACCACUUGAAGAUAUCACCGACGUCAAGUCGGCAUCUGUUCCUGCUACCGAUAUGGGCGUUGGUAGCACCGUCAUGUUUCCCCCUGGCACUGUACGUCUGGAAGACGAAAGCGCCUCAGCUCAAGAUGGCAUUAUUCUCCAGCCACGGCCUACUGAAGAUCCAAACGACCCUUUGAACUGGCCCAACUGGCGCAAGUAUCUCAACUUUGCUAUUGUUGGCUCCUAUGUGCUGUUGGUGUCUGAGUUUAUCAACUCUGCUACGCCAACCUGGGGUCCUAUGCAGAGAGAGCUGGGCUUCAGUGAUCAAGUCCUGACCGCCAGUUACGCCAUUGGAUGCGCUUUUCUCGCGAUUGGAGCUGUCAUCCUGGUUCCUUUUGCCCUCAAGUUCGGCCGUCGGCCGCUUUACAUCUUCAGUUCUCUUGUUCAAUGCGGUGUCAGCAUCUGGUCCGCAAAGCUGCAGAAUGUGGCGGACCUCCUCCUGGUUAAUGUUCUCUGUACUGGGUUCGGAGCUCUGGCCGAGGUUAUUGUCCAGAUGACGAUUGCAGACAUGUUCUUCGUCCAUCAGCGAGGAACAUUCAACAGCAUCUACAUCUGGCUCUGGCAGGUCGCAGUUUCGCUUGGUCCUUUCAUUGCUGGCUUCAUCACUGUGGGCCAAGGCUGGAGAUGGGUCUGGUGGUGGAAUGCUGUCUUCUUUGGCGUCUUCUUCCUCGUGGCCUGCUUCUGUUAUGAAGACACCAAGUAUUGCCCCGACUCGAGCGCAUCUCCCACCCAGACCGAGUCGACAGGGGCCACAAGACACGAAACCGAAUCUAUUCCCUCAAACCUGGCUACAGAUAAGAGAGAAAAUACUCGCCCAGUUUCGAAAGAAGGCCCGCCACAUGACCUGUAUGCUGUCAGAAUCGACCAUGACAUACCGCUCAAGACUUAUUGGCAACGCUUGGCUAUCACUACCCCCUCAUCUUCUGGUGGAGGUAUCAAGUUAUUCUUUGGACACAUGUACCAGCCUCUAGUUCUCCUUGGUACUGUUCCUGCCAUCGCGUACACUGCGCUUGCAUAUGGCAUCUUGAUCGCGCUGCAGGAUGUCAUGUCGACCUCGUUUUCGCUCUACAUGACUCGGCCUCCCUACAAUUUCGCCCCGAACCAAAUCGGACUCAUGAACUUGUCCAAGCUGGUUGGGAGCACAAUUGGGUCCCUGAUUGUCGGACCGGUCAGUGACGCCCUGAUUAUCUGGCUCGCUCGUCGAAACAACGGCAUCUACGAACCCGAGUCCAGGCUGUGGAGUCUCAUCCCUUUCAUCCCUUUCAUUCCUGCUGGGGCGUUGAUGGUGGGAUUUGGUCUGCAGAACGGUCUGCCGUGGCCUGUCAUCGCUGUUGGCCUUGCAUUCUACAAGCUUGGCAUCGCGCCAGUGAACAGCAUAACCAUCACCUAUCUCACUGACUCCUACAAAGACCAGAUCAUUGGUGACGCACUUGUUGGUGUCACUGUCGUUCGAAACACGUUUAGUACCAUUUUCAUCUUCGCCGUCGAUCCAUGGGUCCAUGCUGUGGGAAUCAAAUGGGUCAUCAUCACGAUUGUUCUGAUUACUACUGGGAUUCUCUCUCUGACAGCUGUCUUUAUCAAAUAUGGCAAGACGUUCCGGGCAAGAACUGCUCAGAGAUAUGAGCGUUAUGCCCUCCUUCAGUACAAGGAGAGAUGA
Messenger RNA from Fusarium keratoplasticum, 1704 nucleotides. RefSeq lists its product as uncharacterized. The record is from RefSeq and is a predicted model, not a curated record. The transcript is spliced from 2 exons. The coding region runs from base 1 to 1704 and encodes 567 amino acids. Gene Ontology annotation, biological process: transmembrane transport. Gene Ontology annotation, molecular function: transmembrane transporter activity. Lineage: Eukaryota; Fungi; Ascomycota; Sordariomycetes; Hypocreales; Nectriaceae.